Emericellopsis cladophorae is the source of this 1260-nucleotide messenger RNA. RefSeq lists its product as uncharacterized. The record is from RefSeq and is a predicted model, not a curated record. The transcript has 5 exons. Bases 1 to 1260 code for a protein of 419 amino acids. Lineage: Eukaryota; Fungi; Ascomycota; Sordariomycetes; Hypocreales; Bionectriaceae.
AUGGAUCGAAUAAUGGGGCAGCGACUGGUCGCCUGGAUGUGCCUCCUCGGCGGCAGCCUAACCAUGGGCGCCGACACCGACUUUGAAACGGGCAUCAACGAGUUUACCUCCAUCUUCCCGCGCAACGAGACGUAUGCGCCUUCGUAUCUCUCCCCAUUCGUCUUUGCUUUCCAGAACCCAGCUGCCACUCGGUCAGUGAACUUCAGCAUCCGCAUCAAUUUGAUGAAGUGGAAUGAGAGCGCCAGCGACUGGGAUGUGAUCGGUGCAACCGCCGUCGACACGGAAAAGCUGGCCAACGCGUCGGACAGCAAGCCGUUCUUUGCUCACCAUGUCUACGGCGAUACAUUCAACACAGAGGCCUAUUGGACAUUCUCAUGGAAUGUGUACUGGCCCUACUGCAUUCAAGAGGAGUAUCUUCCUCUCUUAUUCUCGGGGAAAUUCUAUAUGGAAUCGCGUGGCCACGUGUGGAACCUCACAGAAGUUGUCAGCGGAUACGAUGUCGAUCUUUCUGCCUGCGCCUUCUUUUCGAACAUGACACCCACUCCACGUCUAUGCGAAGCACAGGUUGAUUCCGAGCUCGUAGAGAGUAUCUAUGCCUCGGCUACAGCCAGGGUCUGCCGUUGGGAUGAUUCGAUGAUCAAGUGCCCUGCCGACGAGAGUGAUGACGAAGAUACGGGGCUCCUCGCCCUAGCAGCCAUCUGCCUCAAGGCUUCGACCGCCCUGGCCGUGCCGACACUCCUUGCUCGCAACGCUCACCGUGACAGUGUAAGCCUGCUAGGAGAAAUGUUUGCCGGGGAGGAAAGCGCAGGAGGGAAGCCACUGGGGAACGUGGAGGUUGUCGAGCGCGGUGAUACUGUUGAGGUUGUCGAACCACCUGCUGCCGGCGGUGAUGAGGAUGUCGUUGAGGCUGGCGAGGCUAGCGAGAAUGAAGAAGGGGCGUUCGAAUACAAAGUCGAGAUCGAGGCACUUUUCGGAGACUCUGUAGCACUCGAGAGUGGCGACCUCAAGCAGGGUGACGCCUACCCACCCGCGCCGCUCGGGUUGGAGCACUUUGAGAACGUGAUAUGGACUGUCGAGCUUGCUGAUGGCACUGAGGGCUCCACACUUCAGAAGAUUAACUACAUGCUGAACGCUGAAGUACUCUCGAUAUCAGCCAGGGCCAAAUUGGCCGCUGAAGCCAACACCUUCGUCAUCGACCCUGCCAUUGGCGAGCUGGAGUUCGAGGUGGAGGAGAACGAGUUGGCUCCGAAUGAACGGUGA